CAGUCUUCUGAACUCAGGUACACUGCCAACACCCAGCUGGAGCAUCUUCACGCUCGGUAUACUGGUACCGGACAUGCCGACUUGACGAAAUAUGAGUGGUUGACACACCAGCACCGCGACACCCUGUCGUCCAUCGUGGGCCACCCCACUCUACUGUCUUACCUUGCUGUCGCUGACGGUCAGGCGAUGGGAAGGAUGAAGUUUGAGAUGGCUGAGCGGAUGCUUCAGCCUUGUGGACCUCCUCCUCAAAAGGACGAGGACUAA
This is a messenger RNA of Coniophora puteana RWD-64-598 SS2, 264 nucleotides long. RefSeq names its product splicing factor 3B subunit 5. The annotation marks the transcript as partial. The record is from RefSeq and is a predicted model, not a curated record. The transcript is spliced from 5 exons. Gene Ontology annotation, cellular component: precatalytic spliceosome; U2 snRNP. Gene Ontology annotation, biological process: mRNA splicing, via spliceosome. Lineage: Eukaryota; Fungi; Basidiomycota; Agaricomycetes; Boletales; Coniophoraceae.